Messenger RNA from Nilaparvata lugens (brown planthopper), 3515 nucleotides. RefSeq names its product serine hydroxymethyltransferase, mitochondrial. Lineage: Eukaryota; Metazoa; Arthropoda; Insecta; Hemiptera; Delphacidae. Gene Ontology annotation, biological process: tetrahydrofolate interconversion; L-serine catabolic process; regulation of oxidative phosphorylation. Gene Ontology annotation, molecular function: protein homodimerization activity; pyridoxal phosphate binding; cobalt ion binding. Gene Ontology annotation, cellular component: cytoplasm; cytosol; mitochondrial matrix. The transcript has 10 exons. Bases 559 to 2052 code for a protein of 497 amino acids. The record is from RefSeq and is a predicted model, not a curated record.
UUCCUUUCUUUUCCGAUUGGCGCUUGGAACAUUGAACCGUUGACUAUAAAAACGUGUAUUUUUUUGAAUUGAAUCCGUUCGGCUUUUUCUUUUGUUUUAUGGUGAUCUCGAAAAUAAACUGCGAGGAUUAAUAAUUUAAUUUCAUCAAAUCUCUCAAUCUCUAUUUUAUCACAAACCCUUUGACAUAAUUCUGUAACCGAGUAUAAAAACGUGGCUAGCUAGUCGGUCAAGUUUUAGGUUAACAACCAUCUUUGUUCUUUGGUGGGAAGCGAAGCGGCUAGUAAUGGAAGUGAUUUUUUUGUUUAGUCACGUUGACUGGUUGGCGUCGGUCCUAUGGUAACCAAGUCAGCAUUUCAAUGUCAAAUUCAAGGCAACGUACCACGUAUUUAUCUUGACAACACAUGUCUAGAGAGAUUGAAUUUUUUUUUACUAACAUGGCAUGGCGAAGUUGAAGACACCGGGUGGAGUUCAAGUGAAAAAGUUAGUUGAUCUACUCAACUGUCGCCUUCAAUUCUGUUACUUUUUGAACUAAAGUAUUGUGAUUCAUUUUCUUCCAUUAUGUUUGUUACCAAACUACAUUCCUCGUGCCUGAAGAACUUUUUGAAGCUGGGCUCUGUAAGAGCUGCUUUAGUGGCGGGAAACUCGACAUGGGUUGGUCAGACAGGUCAGGAAAGUUUGGCCGAUGAUGAUCCUGAAAUGUGGAAACUGCUUCAAGAGGAGAAGCAGCGGCAGCUAAAAGGAUUAGAACUUAUAGCUUCAGAGAAUUUUUGCAGCCGAUCUGCACUCGAGGCUCUUGGUUCCUGUUUGAACAAUAAAUAUUCAGAGGGAUAUCCCGGUCAAAGGUAUUACGGUGGAACAGAAGUUAUUGACAAGAUUGAACUCCUUUGUCAAAAACGGGCAUUGGAGGCGUUUGAUUUAGAUCCAGAAAAAUGGGGUGUCAAUGUUCAGCCUUACUCAGGAUCUCCUGCCAAUUUUGCCGCAUAUACAGCUUUACUUAAACCUCAUGACCGUUUAAUGGGUCUUGACUUAUCGCAUGGUGGACAUUUGACCCAUGGAUUCAUGACUCCGACAAAAAGAGUGUCGGCCACUUCUGUUUACUUUGAAUCAAUGCCUUACAGACUCAAUCCGGAAACUGGGUUAAUAGAUUACGAUACGCUACAAGCUAAUGCUCUACUCUUCCGGCCAAAGCUAAUCAUUGCCGGGGCUUCCUCUUACCCAAGGUUGCUGGACUAUAAGAGAUUUAGAGAGAUCUGUGAUGAAAGUAGUAGCCUACUUCUAGCUGACAUGGCUCAUGUGUCCGGUUUAGUGGCGGCCCGUGUCAUUCCGAGUCCAUUUCAAUAUGCAGAUGUUGUUACAACGACCACUCAUAAAACGUUGCGGGGCGCAAGAUCUGGUAUGAUAUUUUUCCGUAAAGGAGUUAAGAGCAUCGAUAAAAAGACGGGCCAGCCUAUAAAAUAUGAUUUUGAGGAUAAAAUCAACAAUGCAAUUUUCCCAGCUUUGCAAGGAGGUCCCCACAACCAUGCUAUUGGUGCUGUAGCAGUUGCUUUGAAACAGGCAAAAACCGAGUAUUUUAGAGUAUACCAAACACAAGUUCUACUCAACUCCAAAGCUAUGGCGAAUGCACUCAUUGAAAAAGGAUAUAAAUUAGUGUCAGGAGGGACGGACAAUCAUUUGGUUCUAGUGGACUUGGCGAGCUCUAAGAAUGUGGACGGAGCUAGGACUGAGCACAUUUGCAACAAUGUCCAUAUCACUGUCAACAAGAACGCUUGUCCAGGGGACAAAUCAGCCAUGAUUCCCAGUGGAUUAAGACUGGGUGCAGCAGCUUUGACGUCCAGGCAGUUCAAGGAAGUCGAUUUCACGCGAGUUGUUGAGUUCUUAGAUGUCGCUGUUCAUAUUGCUCAAGACGCUAAGAAUAAAUCAGGAACAAAAUUGAAAGACUUUAAAGAGUUCGUGAAAGGUGAUGAUUCAGUGCAGAAACGAAUGAGUGAUUUGAAGACGUCUGUAGAACAAUUUUCAGCGACCUUCACGAUGCCAGGCUUCGAGGAUCACUGACCCUCACCAUCUUUAAGUGUGAAAUCUUUAUUUUCUUCGGUAUGAAAUGCUUUUCUAUUACGCUUUCAGCUGUUGUCAUGUUAGAACCUUGCUAAUCUGGCUAUUCGUUAAUACAUGUGAAGGAAGACUGGCUAGCCCCGUCUCCUAUUAGCGUAGUCUAAUCAUGCUAACAAGUUUUAAUGUUUUUUUUUCAAAUUCCGAUUAGUUGACUCUUUUAAAUGGUGAAAAUUAUAUACAUUACUGAUGAAGUAUUCUAUCAUUAUUACUUUUUUUCAAAUGAAUAGAUGUAAAUUUAACUGAUGUUUGAAUGCAAAUAAAAGGAUUAGCGAGGUUCUAAUUUAUAUAUUUUGGUAAGGUGGGGUCUUCCCGCAAGGGACUCCCCACCAACAUAAAGCUUUAAUUUUUUAAAAUUUAAUCGUACCAUAACACUGAAAAGAUACUGUGCCAUAUGCACAUCAAACGUUUAAACCACGUUUAGAGUAAACGCAGUUUAAACCUCCAUUCUGUACAUAAAUAAUUGAAAACUUAGUUUGAACGGUUUUAUUGAAUUAACGAACUGUUUUAUUGUUUUUUUCUGUUUUAACAGACUAGACUAACAAACACAAGUAGACAUAAAAGUUCUUUUGGUGACUGAUCAUAAAAUAGAAUCAAACAAUUUGAGUAAGACUCCAGUCUCAAACCUAGUUUAAUGUAGACAUAGAAUUUGAUCAAUUUCAUGAUAAAAGAUAAUAUAAAAUAGAAUAAUCAAAUAUAAAAAAUGAUAAGGCAUUUUUUAUAUUGAAUUAUCACUAAAUGAUUUAAUCAUUUACUCUAGUCAAAUCUUAAUUUUUUACCUUGGGAUCUAAAUCCCUAGUUUUUUCUAAAUUUUCAAUGUUUAUUUAUUUCGAUUUUAAUGGGAGUGCCUCAAUUCUACGAGAUUUCAAAUUGAAAUUACCUAAAAGGUUAUGUUCAAUUAGGCUUUAAAGGUAAAGGAAAGGUCAGAAAGGUACCGUAAGGUUUUGGCUUUUAAUAUUAUUUAUAAAUGGUUUUUUAUUUUUAUUGGUUUUUUUGGCUGUUUUAUUAUUUACAAUAUCUUAAUAUUAUUAUAAAUGUAUGGAUAUGGAUUUUAGAUAAGCACAAAUAACGAAAAGUUGAAAUACUUACACAUUUGAGGUAUCGCACAUAUGAAUGACACCCAUUUCAAAAAUGAUGUCAUCAUUUCAUUGACUUGAUUAUUUUUUCUCAACUUCCUUUGGAAGAAUCUUAGAAAAACUUUAAUUUUAACCUAGAUGAUUUUCAACGAAUAAGUUGAAUUUUAUAAGGAUUGUAUAUAUUCCUCUAUAUCCAUUAAAAAUAUAUAUGACGUUGUCAUGAACAGGACUUGCACCAAUAACGCUCGCACUUUAAACUUUGAAAACUCGCAUGAUAGUAUUCACUUCUGCCUUAUAAAGUGUAAAUAAAACUGAUUUUUUUUUAUUGAUGUA